This is a messenger RNA of Brachypodium distachyon (stiff brome), 1850 nucleotides long. RefSeq names its product fasciclin-like arabinogalactan protein 4. The transcript has a single exon. The record is from RefSeq and is a predicted model, not a curated record. Gene Ontology annotation, cellular component: plasma membrane. NCBI's taxonomy places the organism in Eukaryota, Viridiplantae, Streptophyta, Magnoliopsida, Poales, Poaceae. Bases 22 to 1611 code for a protein of 529 amino acids. Gene Ontology annotation, biological process: mucilage biosynthetic process involved in seed coat development; abscisic acid-activated signaling pathway; multidimensional cell growth.
GGGCCAGCCGCCCACGCGGCCAUGCCAUUAAUUUCCACAAAGCGCGAGUCACAACGCGCAGGAAGCAGAACAAAAAUUUUGCAGUUCGCUCGCACUGAACCCAACCCAACCCCAGAGGUUUACUCCAUAAACAAAAAAUCGAGAUUUGUAUCCUACGGGGAAGAAAAAAAAAAGAGUGAGGACAGAACGAAAAAAUAUUCAUUCCGCUCGUGGCUCGUCUCACCACCUCACCGCAUCUCGAGCUCUCUCUCACCCCACUCCCUCACUCCAGCACUAGCAAUAGCGCUGUGCUCCCGGCGGCACGGCGAGAUGCGGGGACAGAUCCCUCCCAUCCUCCUCGUGGUGCUGGCCGCAGCGGCGCUCCUCCCGCCGCAGCCGGCAGCCGCCGUGGACGUGGCGGCGGUGCUGGCGCCGUUCCCGGACCUCGCGGGCUUCGCGCGGCUGCUCGCGUCCAGCCCCGUGGGGCGGGAGCUGGCCGGGCGGUCCUCGCUGACGCUGCUGGCCGUGCCGGACCGCGACCUCCCGCAGUCGCCCUCGGCGUUCGCCGCCGCCGCGGGCGCCGACCUCGCCGACGUGCUCCGCUACCACGUCCUCCUCGAGUACCUCGCCCCCGCCGACCUUCGCCGCCUCCCUGCCUCCGGGAAGCUCGUCACCACGCUCUUCCAGACCACCGGCCGCGCCUCCUCCGACCUCGGCGCCGUCAACAUCACCGCGGGAGGUUCUUCCUUAAGCUCAACCCUCGCAGUCGUCCGCUCACCCGCGCCGUUCCCGGCAUCCAACGCGACAGUGCUCGGCUCCAUCACGGCCGUCCCCUACAACCUGAGCGUGCUCUCCGUGUCCGGCCUAAUCGUCCCCUCGGGGUUCUCCCUAUCAGCCUCCGAGUCCCGCCCGGCGCCCGCCGUCAACAUCACGCGAAUCCUCUCCGACGCGAGGGGGUUCAACGUGGCGGCGUCGAUGCUUGAAGCCUCGGGCGUGGCGGAGGAGUUCGAGGACGACGAGCGCGGGGCGGGGAUCACGGUGUUCGUCCCCACCGACGACGCCUUCGCGUCCCUCCCCGCCGGGCCCGGGGACCGCCUCCAGUCCCUCCCGGCGGAACGCAAGGCCGUCGUGCUCCGCUACCACGUGCUCCACUCCUACUACCCGCUGGGGUCCCUGGAGUCCAUCGUGAACCCGCUGCAGCCCACCCUGGCCACCGAGUUCAGCAGCCAGGCCGGGCGCUUCACGCUCAACAUUACCAGAGCUAAUGGCUCCGUAGCCAUCGACACGGGCGUCGUCCAGGCGACGAUUACCCGCACCGUGUUCGACCAGAACCCCGUCGCCGUGUUCGCCGUCUCCAAGGUGCUGUUACCCAAGGAGAUGUUCACCAGAAGCACCGCCGACCCUGCCGACAUUGUCGCUGCCGGCGUGGCCGCCAUCGCGCCCCCUCCGCCGGCCGCCGGAUCGAUGCCGCCCGAGAGCGCGCGGACGCCGCCCACCAAGCUGUCUUCCCCGCCCGGAAUGCGCGGCGGGGACGGCGGCGGGAACGGGAACCUCACGGCGUUGCCGUCGUCGGCGAUGGGGAGGAGAGCAAGGAUUGGCUGGUGGUGUAUAGCGCUGUUGUGUUGUUUCUAGCCGUGCUGCUGCUGGCUGCUCCGGCCUGAGAUCCGGCGGUGGUUUAGCUCGGUCCAUUUUACUGUCCCUUGAUGAGCUCAAUUUUUUUUUUUUGCUUUGCGUUUUGUUUUUUGUUUCGUUUCUCCUUUUGUUAUUACUAGAAAAAUCUUUGUACUGUAUACAGUGGGAAUUGGAAAGGUGGGGGAGAAAGAGAAGCUAGAGGUGAAGAUUUGAGCUGCAAAGCAGCAGCAUUCAUUUUA